Messenger RNA from Cryptomeria japonica (Japanese cedar), 1319 nucleotides. RefSeq names its product cinnamoyl-CoA reductase 1. The transcript is spliced from 6 exons. NCBI's taxonomy places the organism in Eukaryota, Viridiplantae, Streptophyta, Pinopsida, Cupressales, Cupressaceae. Bases 88 to 1038 code for a protein of 316 amino acids. Gene Ontology annotation, molecular function: oxidoreductase activity, acting on the CH-OH group of donors, NAD or NADP as acceptor. The record is from RefSeq and is a predicted model, not a curated record.
CUUUCUUUACUCUCUUUCUUCAAAUUCUUUCAUCCGAUUUUCCAAAUUCUUUUAUCUGCUUCCUUUUCAUUGUGAAGGAGAGAAGAAAUGAGGCAGGAAACAGUUUGUGUAACAGGUGCAGGAGGAUUCAUUGCCUCUUGGCUUGUUAAAAGUUUGUUGACCAAAGGUUAUACUGUUAAAGGAGCAGUACGUAACCCUGAUGAUGGCAAGUAUAAACAUCUGAUGGAGUUGGAAGGAGGCAAAGAUAGGCUGCAACUUGUGAAGGCUGAUAUUCUUGAUUACCAAAGCAUGAUUGAAGCUAUUAGAGGAUGUGAUGGUGUGUUUCACAUGGCCUGCCUUCUCACAGAUGACCCUGAACAAGUGAUAGAACCAGCUGUGAAAGGAACUGCAAAUGUGUUGGACGCUUGCGCAGAAUGGGGAGUAAAGCGCCUAGUCAUGACCUCUUCAGUGGGUACGAUUUACAUGGACCCCAACAGAGAUACACACGUUGUGGUUGAUGAAAACUGUUGGAGUGAUUUGGAUUACUGCGUUCAAACAAAGAACUGGUACUGCUAUGCCAAAACAGUGGCAGAAAAAGCUGCAUGGAAGAUGGCCGAGGAGAGGAAUUUGGAUAUGGUGGUAGUGAACCCCUCUUUGGUUUUAGGUCCUUUGCUGCAGACCUCCAUGAACGCCAGUACUGCUCAUAUUAUGAAAUAUUUAACAGGUUCAGCCAAAACAUAUGCAAACUUAACCCAGGCAUAUGUGGAUGUGAGAGAUGUAGCAGAAGCUCAUAUAUUAGUGUAUGAAACACCAUCUGCUUGUGGGCGUUAUCUGUGUGCAGAAAGCAAUAUGCACCGUGGAGAAUUGGUGGAUCUCUUGGCCCAAUUGUUCCCCCAAUAUCCUCUUCCUCAAAUGUGUUCUGACCAGAAAAAUCCAAGGAAACAGGCUUACAAAUUCUCUAAUGAAAAGAUGAGAAAACUUGGGCUUUCAUUUACACCAAUGAAAGAAUGUCUGGGUGAUACAGUUGCCAGCCUGCAGGAAAAGGGCUUUCUUCAUUAGCUUUGCUCUUGAAUUCAGACCCACUUUGCUUAAUUAAGAUCAAUUGGUUUCAAUUUCUGGAAUGGUAGAAAAGUUUCAAACUACCGCACCAGAAAUAUACUUCCUUCUUCAAGUGGAAGUUUAGUCAUGAAAACGGAUGGGGAUAUCUCCACUUUCAAAGUUGUAAAACGUAACAGACGAAAUGACAAGUCUGCUGCUUCAGGUCAUGGUUACCACAAAUGUAGAUUUUCAAUUCAUAAUUUUUUUUUAAAUAAAAUUUGAGCAGAACUGUUUGCACAAUC